AUGCGACCUUGCGACGUGUGCAACUCCCCGUGGCGAAACUAUAGCAUGGAUGUAAGGUUGCCAACCAGAAGGAUGUUGUGCAUUUUGCACACGUCUACUCUGGGGGCUAGUCCCGUCGUUGUGAGCGGUCAGUCUCGAAUGCUUGGAUCUAUCCUGAGUUCAACAGGCAGAGGUAGCAGAGCUGGAAAGGCUUCACAUUUGGAAGGCGAGCGGUAUCGGCGCUUUGUGAGCAGCACAGUCACUAGUAACAACUUCACAAAGUCCAUCAUCGUCCGCCAGCCGGAAGCCUUCAGCAAACCCGGCUCUUCACGUCCCUAUGCAGCUGUAGGAUCCUCUUCAGCCUCUGCUUUUGCCCUAACUUCGCGGCCGACCGCAGAAAGUGGUAGCCCGUGUUGGGCAGCUACGGACGACUAUACACGAAAUGUAUUCCGUAGUUGCCCAGACCCUAAGGUGCGGCCCACGUCGUGGGCCCUGUGUACGCGAAACUCUCGCUUUUCAACCUUUCCGAGUGCGUCGUCGUUCACUCUCCGCGGGGAAGACUACACUGACAAGGCGUUAGAAGCGCUGGCGGGUAUGAUAUAUUUAUAUGAGAAAUACAAACCUCCUUGCCUCGAGACAGAGCUCCUAAUAUUGGCCUUGCUUGACCAAGGAGACGAUGGUCUUUUCACACGUAUUUUGAAGCAGGGCGGUGUUGAAGUGGGAAAACUCCGCGUCGAUCUUAUGCAGCGCAUUAGAGAGGAGCCGACAGUCACAGGCAGCGGCCAAACCAAGUCUCUGGGUCCAGUACUACAGACAGUCUUAAGUGCAGCAGCGGAUCUUCGAAUUAGCUGGCAUGACGACUACAUCUCCAUUGAACACCUCGCGGCAGCCUUGGCAGACAAUGAUUCGCGCUUUCUUGUGAACUACUUACACCGUACUGGCUUGACAGCGGCAAACAUCCGCACAGCAAUUAAAGCUAUCCGUGGAACCCGUAGGGUAAAGACGAAAACGCCAGAAAUAUCCUACGAGGCUUUGAAGCGGUAUGGCAGAGAUCUCACGGCAGCAGCGGCGGCCAAUGAACUCGACCCAGUCAUUGGUCGGGACAGUGAGAUAAGGCGAGUGAUCCAAAUCUUGAGUAGGAGAACCAAGAAUAACCCUAUUAUACUUGGUGAUCCUGGCGUGGGAAAAACAGCGAUUGCAGAAGGUCUAUCGCAACGCAUUGUCUCCGGUGACGUCCCGAACACACUUGCAGGAAGACAGGUUUUUUCUUUAGAUCUAGGGGCUCUCUUGGCAGGGGCAAAAAUGCGGGGGGAAUUUGAAGAAAGGUUGAAGGCAGUGAUCAAAGAGGUGCAAGAAAGUGCAGGACAGACUAUUGUCUUUAUAGAUGAGAUACACAUGGUAGUAGGGGCAGGCGCUGCAGCGGAAAGCGGAAUGGACGCAGGUAACAUUCUGAAGCCAAUGCUUGCGCGAGGCGAGCUCCGUUGCAUCGGGGCCACCACCGUGGAGGAGUAUCGGAAGUACAUAGAAAAAGACAAAGCGCUUCAAAGAAGGUUUCAGGUAGUUCUUAUAGAGGAACCGAACAUGGAGGACGCGAUUGCCAUCCUGAGGGGACUCAAAGAGAGAUACGAAAUGCAUCACGGCGUCAACAUUCGGGACUCCGCCCUCGUCGCUGCGUGCAACCUUUCUCACCGUUAUAUACAAGAGCGUUUCUUGCCCGAUAAAGCCAUUGACUUGAUUGACGAAGCAGCCUCAAAACUAAAAAUUGAGGUGACAUCGAAGCCCAGUCGUUUAGACGAAGUUGAUCGGAAGCUGAUGCAGUUGGAGAUGGAGAAGAUUUCGUUGACGUCUGAUACAACCAAAAGUGGACAGGGGACAGUAGAGCAGCAGCGGCUGCAGCACCUAGAAAAAAAAAUGGCGGACCUUAAAGAAGAGCAGUCUCGUCUGAACGCAAUAUGGGAGCAAGAGCGUCGAGAAAUAGCACGUGUGAACGACUUGAAACAAGAAAUAGACGAAGCAAAACUUGAGCAACAGAAGGCAGAGCGAGAGUAUAAUUUGAACAAAGCGGCUCAAAUACGUUAUGGCAAAAUUCCCGAGCUAAUGCAGAAACUGGCAAAGCUUGAGACAGAACUAAAUAGGGAAGAAACCUCCGCAUGCCGCUUGCUAAGAGACACGGUAAACGCUGAAGACGUAGCACAAGUAGUAGGGGCAUGGACAGGUAUACCUGUCAGCCGCCUCGUAGAAGGAGAGAAAGAGAAACUCCUUGCGUUGGAGCAACAUUUAAAAUCUCGCGUUCUCGCACAGGACGAAGGGGUGCGGGCAGUCGCAGAAGCUGUGCAGCGCUCGCGUGCCGGCUUGUGCGAUCCCAAACGCCCUAUCGCUUCCCUGAUGUUUCUAGGACCAACGGGAGUCGGGAAGACAGAGCUGUGUAAAGCUCUCGCGCAGCAGCUGUUUGAUACAGAGGACGCACUGAUCCGGUUCGAUAUGUCUGAGUACAUGGAAAGGCACUCAACUGCGCGCCUGAUCGGAGCGCCGCCGGGUUACGUGGGGUUUGAGAGCGGCGGACAACUAACAGAGGCUGUACGUCGAAAACCAUAUGCAGUAGUAUUGUUUGACGAAAUGGAGAAAGCGCACCCUGAAGUGUUCAACGUGUUCCUGCAGAUACUUGAAGACGGAAUUCUUACAGACGGUCACGGCAACACGGUCAGUUUCCGCAACUGCAUCAUAACUUUCACUUCCAAUAUGGGCAGUGACUUAUUGCUGAUGCACGCAAAGAACUCCAGCAGCGAGAGAAGACUAGCAGAGGGCACCGGCCAUCGUACAUCUUUGAAAGAAGAGUUGAUGCAGAUGGUAAAACGUACUCUGCGCCCAGAACUAGUCAACCGCAUCGAUGAGUUUGUUCUAUUCAACCCGCUCUCCGAGAGUGAUCUGCUAGAUAUAUUCACGAUAGAGCUGGAAAAACUGCAGAAGCGCCUCGACGACAGGCGCAUCCGUUUGGAUGUGUCCACGGCUGCAAAGGUGAGUAUUGUUAAAAAUGCGUGCGAUCCCUCCUUCGGCGCGCGCCCUUUGAAACGAGCCCUCCAGCAAGCGCUGGAAACACCUCUUGCUCGACUCCUCCUCGCGGGGGACAUCCCUAGUGGAUCUCAGGUACACGCACUAACCCCCGACGAAGCACCACCGCGUAACGUGCGCGUCCUCAGAGACCGGAAAAUACCAGAGGGUAUGCAGCUCUUCGUGACGACUGCUGCGUAG
This is a messenger RNA of Ochotona princeps (American pika), 3228 nucleotides long. RefSeq names its product chaperone protein ClpB-like. Gene Ontology annotation, cellular component: cytoplasm. Gene Ontology annotation, molecular function: ATP hydrolysis activity; ATP binding. The transcript has 2 exons. The record is from RefSeq and is a predicted model, not a curated record. NCBI's taxonomy places the organism in Eukaryota, Metazoa, Chordata, Mammalia, Lagomorpha, Ochotonidae. Bases 1 to 3228 code for a protein of 1075 amino acids. Gene Ontology annotation, biological process: cellular response to heat.